Paramuricea clavata is the source of this 2015-nucleotide messenger RNA. The record is from the annotation of a GenBank genome assembly. NCBI's taxonomy places the organism in Eukaryota, Metazoa, Cnidaria, Anthozoa, Malacalcyonacea, Plexauridae.
UCCAGGUACGUCAACCAUGUUGUUUAGUCCUUUUAAAUCAACCCAUGUCGGCAUGCUUCGUGAACGACUGGGAGCAUUUCGGCAACGAUCAUAUAGACUACUGGUGGCGCAUUACAGUGCAGACAACCGCUCUACAGUAAUGACGAAUGAAUUUCCAAAAAAGUCCAUCACCCAAGAUUUAGCUGAGCGGUAUCAACAGUACCUCACUGGAAAAACUCCACAACCGUCAGAUGCCCCAAUUCGACGUCCUGAUUUAAAUAAAGUGGCCAUUGUUGGUGCAGGAAUGUCGGGUCUGUAUUCCGCCUUACUUCUUAAAAAACAAGGAAUCGAUGUGAAAAUUUUUGAGGCUACCGAUCGAGUUGGUGGCCGUGUUUACACGCACAGGUUUGAGGACAAAAAGAAUCAAUAUUUUGAAGCAGGGGCGAUGCGACUGCCCCAAGUCGACUGGCAGAAGCCCGUUUUCGACCUAAUACGUUACCUGAAUAACACAUUGCCCCAUUUUCCAAUUAACCUUAUACCAUACAACUAUUCCUAUACAUCGGGGAACAGGGUUUACGUGAAUAAUACGAAACAGAAAGAUGAAAAUAUCAUGACCGUUGACUAUGCAAAUCACCAUCUUGAUGAGCUAGGCUUUCCAACUGCAGCUGGUGCCAAUGAAGAAGCAGGGAAACUGUUGCAAGAUGCUAUCAACCCCAUAGCAAAGGAACUACUCGAUGACUUUCCCAGUGCGUUGAAAAAGUAUGAUUGUAAGACAUUGCAUUUUUAUCUGUCCACAGAACUUGGAUGGACUCCCGAAAAAAUCAAUUACGUGGAAGUCAUGACUUCACAGACAAACGAAUUUUACCUUGGCCUGGUUGAUCAAGUUAUCCUGAAUUCCGACUUUACAGGUCAAGUAGUAAGCGAGUGGCAAACAAUCGACGAUGGAAUGUGUCGCCUUCCUGAAGCAAUGACAAUGGUUAUUGGGGAGAAAAGCAUAAUUUACAACACGCCUAUUGAAUCCCUGAGAUAUAUCGCUAACGAUCGUGUCGAGGUUGGUUAUUCUGUAUCAGAUCUUGGAGUUAAAUACGAAAAUUUUGAUGCUGUUGUUCUUGCUCUCCCACCAAGUUCUGUUCGUAUGAUCCGAAAUAAGCCAACCUGGCCAGUUGCACUCGAACAUGGCCUGCGAUCAAUCCAUUUUCAGCCCCUUUACAAGAUAGGGUUGCGCUUUAAAUCUCGGUUUUGGGAACGUGAGAAUUUGAGACCUUCCAAUGGAGGGCAGUCAAUAUCAGAUCUUCCAUGUCGCUGGGUUGUUUAUCCAUCGUAUGGAAUUGGUGACAAAGGCAUGGGAGUGCUACUACUGUACAGCUGGAUGACGGAUUCAAAUCACUGGCUUCCGAAGUCAAAUUUGGAAAAGGUUAAUUUGGCGUUGAGUAAUCUCCAGGAGCUGUACCCUGAAGUUGAUAUCUAUGAUCAGUAUGCUGGAGGAAGUCCAGGUAAUGAAAAUUACUUGAAAGAGGCAUUUCCAGUAGAAUGGGCAGUGCAGUGGGCGUUGGGUGACGCUACGUUUUAUCCCAGUCAAUUCUCGUACCUGUAUCCUGUUAUGAAGCAACCUCAACGUCAAAUCUACUUCACUGGAGAGCAUCUUAGUGUCUACCACACUUGGAUCGUGGGUGCUCUUGACUCAGCUAAGGACACCGUAUGUCAACUCCUUGGACACAAUGUUGGACAUCUUUGAAACUUUUUAGAUUGAUAAUUAAGUACAUUCGUUUUAGAUAUCUAGAGGCUAGUGUUAUAGCAUUCGGAAAAUAUAUUUAGUUGUUGUUUCAUGUACGUUGAUGUAGGAUGCCCAUUAAAUAGGUUCAGAUACUUUAUGUAAGUCUUGCCAAAUAGUCCGAAGACAUAACGAUUACGUCAUGUAAUUGAGUGACAGUUACUAUGGCAACAAGAAAUACAAGAUGGCGAUUUUUAAAACACGUAAAAUUCAAAUAAAUAGUUGUUUCCUUGUUUUAUUGUAUAAUUUGUAUCAUGAAUUAAAU